AUGGAUUGUUAUUUAGUAUCACCUCCUUUGUUAAUAUAUUCACUCCUUUUGUUAGUGGAAGUAAAUAAUCAUCAAAUUAGUUAAGAAUUAAGAGAUUAAUAUGGUAAUCGAAUUGCGUUAUUUGUUUUAUUAUUCCUAGUAUCUUUGGGAUAAUUCAUGUUCAUCUAAGGUUUCAUACAUUAUAACUUAUAUUACAUUAUAAUUGGUAGAAUUCUUAUAAGCAUUGGAAUUGAACCUUGUGGAGCUAUUCAAACUAGUUUACUCUCAUAAUAUUUUAAAUUUGAUCAUUUAGUAUAAUAAUAUUAAUAUUAGGCAUUAGUUGUUGGAUUAUGUGAAUUAUUUGCUUCUUUUGGAACUAUUAGUGUGAUGUAUUUAGCACCAAAAUUAGCAUCUUAAUACAAUUUGAUAUUUGCAAUAUAGAGUGGUAGUUUUGCCAUAGCAAUGAGUGUUGUAUGUUGUAUUAUAACUAUUGUAUAUGAUAUAAAUGCAGAAAAUGUAUAACAAGAAAAUGAAAUAUAAAAUACUGAGAUUAUUAAUAAAAAUAAUCAAAAAGAGGACUUCCCUUUUAUAUAUUGGAUAAUUAUAAUCUAUAAUAUGUUACUCUUUGGAUCUUUAUUGACCUUUAGUAAUUUUUCAGUAGGAAUAUUAUCUGAAAGAUGGUAUAUAGAUGAUGAAUAAGCAGAAGAAAAGACAGGUUAAAUGAUGGCCAUAAUGUGGGGAAUAUCUUCUAUUCUCACUCCAUUUUUUGGUUAUUUAAUUGAUAAAUAUAAGAAUAGAUCUUUAUUUGUAAAUUUAUAUUAAAUAUAUUAUAGAAUAUUGGAGCAUCAUGUCUUGGUUUUUUAGGUUUGAUGUAAAUUUGGUAUUAUGCACCUUUUUUAGCUAUUAAUUUAUUAGGAAUUUCUUAUGCUAUAAUGUGUGCUAGUGUUUGGUCUAGUAUUGUUUAUGUAAUUGAUGAGACUAAUCUAGGAUAAGGUUAUGCUUAUCUAUUAUCAUCUUGUAAUUUCUUAUUAUCUAUUUUACCUCUUACCAUUAGCUUAAUUAAAAUUAAAACUGCAAGCUUUUUCAUUUCUGUAAUCAUGCUCGCAAUAUUACUUUUUAUCACUAUAUUACUUGGAAUUUACAUUUAUUUCUUAGAUAAUCAAUAAAAUAAUAUUCUAGAUGGUUAAAUACAAUUAACUUAAAAUUCAUAUGAAUAAUUAAAACAAGAUGAAAUCUGA
This is a messenger RNA of Paramecium sonneborni, 1217 nucleotides long. Lineage: Eukaryota; Ciliophora; Oligohymenophorea; Peniculida; Parameciidae. The record is from the annotation of a GenBank genome assembly.